This is a messenger RNA of Symbiodinium sp. CCMP2592, 321 nucleotides long. Lineage: Eukaryota; Dinophyceae; Suessiales; Symbiodiniaceae. The record is from the annotation of a GenBank genome assembly.
AUGGUCGAGAUCAUCCAGGACCCGACGGUUUGGAUCAAAAGUGCUGCCGGGGCCAGCUGUGAGACUACUUGCCAGGCAAGAGGCGGAUGCAAGGAAGAUGCUUGGCCGGCGACUUUGGAGGAGUUCCAGGAGAUCCUUGAUGAGUCUGGCUUGAAGUGUGUCAGCAUACAGCAGGGCGGCGCCAAGUACGACCCAAGCACUGAUGGCCGGUACUGCGGUUGGCACGGUGACCCAGGCGAGGGAUCCCGGUCUCGCUGUGCUGUCUCCGGGGACGCGGGAACCUACAGGUUUUGUCCAUGCUUCGGGGACGAGGAGCUGUGA